This is a messenger RNA of Lotus japonicus, 2086 nucleotides long. RefSeq names its product cell wall protein DAN4-like. NCBI's taxonomy places the organism in Eukaryota, Viridiplantae, Streptophyta, Magnoliopsida, Fabales, Fabaceae. The transcript has a single exon. The record is from RefSeq and is a predicted model, not a curated record. Bases 207 to 1256 code for a protein of 349 amino acids.
CCUAUUUUUAUUUCUAUCUCUCUUCUCUUAUAAUCUAUUACAUCUUAUACUUUCUAACUCUUACUACUUGCACCUUAGUCAAGACCCUCAAGGUCAACACCCUCAUUUUCCUUCUCUUUCACAAAUCAAAUAUAAUUAAAUAUCGCCAAGCUGUAUUUAUGCACCAUUACUCUCUACCCUGUAGAUCUUGAAGGAAGCCAUUGCCAAUGGCUCACCCCUUCUACUUCUCCUGCUACACAAAAGUACUUGUGUUCUCUCUUCUUCUCUUCCUUUUUCUUUCUCUUUGCUCCACUUCCUACUCCAAACCCCAACUUGAGAGCACUAGCAGAAGCACUAGAGUUAGUAGUAGAAGAAUAUUAGAGGUUGAAAAAGAGGAGCAGGAUGAGAAGCCCCUCAAGAAGAAAACCACCACAACCCAAACCAAGCUAAUCAAAUCCAAUACUACUACUCCUUCCAAAAACCAAACCAAAACCACCAAACCUAGUAACUUAUCCUCCAAAAAUCAAACCAAAACCAUCGAAUCCAACAACACCAUUUCCAUAAAAAACCAAACCAAAUCUAAUGCCACUCCCACCAAAACCAUCAAAUCCAAUAACCUUUACUUCAAAGAUCAAACCAAACAGCUCAAGGUUAGCACAAAGGAAUCUCCCAAAACCACACCCACCGACACUGCAGUCAAGAAGAAGCUCAAUUCCACCACCACCCCCAAGAGCAAGAAGCUGAACUCCACAUCCAAAGCAACAACCCCUGUUUCCACUUCAAGCAAGAAACCACUGGAUCUCGUGAAAGCAAGUAACAAAACUACAAAAGCCACUGCCACCGACAAGCAAACCAAAUCCAAAACAAGUCAAUCUCACGAUACAAAACAGCAGAGUAAGAAACCUGCAAAACAAGCACCACCGGGUUGGUUCAUUGAUGAUGAAGACGACGACGAUUUGGUUUCAAUUUCAGAGUUCAGAGAUCUACCAAACAAGUUCCAACGCACACUGAUCCCAGAUUUGGAGCGAAUCACAACCACCUCCAAAGCCUACCUAACAAAAGCCAACGACGAAAUCACAAAAGGAUUCAAACCUUACGUCGGCAACAAAUACGCACCCACCGUCGCCGCCGUAGCCUCCUGCGCUUUCAUCUUGAUCCCUCUGCUCCUAGUCUCACUCCUCUGUACCAGAAUCAAAGCCUUCUUCUCCCUCCAGAAGAUCCUGAUCUUCAUCCAAGUGUACCUCUCGAUCUACUUCACCAUUCUCUGUGUCUCUUAAUUGGUCACCGGAAUCGAACCGUUGAAGUUUCUGUACUCCGUUGCGCACUCUACCUACGUUUUCCUUCAGGUGCUUCAGACACUGGCUUAUGUGUUCUACCUUCUGCUGCUUCUCAUGUUCCUCGUACUCGUGUUCUCCACGGAGGGUGGGCUGGGCUUGAAGUUUCUGGGCCUGGCCCAGGUGGUCGUGGGCUUUGCUGUUGGGCUUCACUACUAUGUGACGGUGUUUCAUAGGGUGGUGCUCCGGCAAACACCUAAGACGAGUUGGAAGAUAAACGGGAUUUACGCCUCGUGUUUUCUCCUCCUUUGUGUUCUUGGCAGUGUUUCAAAUCGCGUGAUGCGGCUGCACCGCGACGGUGACAUGCCGCAAUUGUCGUGUGAUUCUGAUUCACACAAAUUGCCGCUUCUUAAACGCAAUAAGAAUAAGAUCCGUAUGAGGGCAAAAACGGCACCGCAACUGCCUGGCACCAGUUGAAGUGUACCCCAGAACUUGGUAAAGCCCUCAUAGAUCUGUUCUAUGCUUCAUCAUCUUUCUUCGAUCUGCUGCUGUGAGCUGUUACUGAAUCUGCUUCAUCAUCAUCGGGUUGAAGUUGAACUCUCUGUUUUGCACUAUUGGGUCGGUGGGGGUGAAAGUAUUGAAAUGAGGAGUGGAAAACAUUAGAAAAUGAUUUUGGGAGGGACCUUUUCUUUACGGUAAUUUUGGAUGGGUCUUUGGGAUACUACUAACUACCGUGUCUCUGUUUUUUUAUCCUUUGAUUUCACAAUUGUGCCCUUUGUAAGGGCAAUUUCUUGGAUACCCAUUUAAAAGGAAGAGUUCAUACCUUUUAGUUA